AUGUCGACAAGCAAGACAGAGUAUGGUUUUACUGUGCGAGAUAACCAGGAAAAAGGUCAGACUCUUUAUUCACAGGAAAUUGAAGCGAUGAUGUAUACCUGUGGCGACGUUCGCAUUCCCAAUAAAGAAUCCAGCACCUACAUGGAGCAAAUAAUAUAUGUGCAGUUAAAAUUGUUACUUAGUAAUGCACACAAAGUAUCAAAGAUGAAAGGCAGCAAGAAAAUCAACAUAGAAGACAUAGUGUUCCUUAUGAGAAACAAUCCGCACAGAGUAAAAAAGCUGUCCAACUAUAUCAUCUUUAAAGACGUGCGUAACAAAGUUAAUAAAGAUGCAAUUUCGCUGCGGGCUGCGUCAGAGACAAGGCUAAGAUACAAUUGGCUCCCAAAACAUGUAUAUGAAAUGCCAGAGCACACACACGGCAGAUUGUAUAUAAUUGACAAAAUGACAGAAGGGAUGUCUAAGGAGGAGUAUUUGGACUUCACAGAGUGCAGGCAGGCUUCUUUUACCUUUAGAAAAGGGAAGAGAUUCAAAGAAUUCCUCAAUACACAGUAUAAAAUGAAAGAUGACCUAUUAGAUGUCCUUGGGUUUCUUGCAUGCGAAAUAGUAUUCGAUAUUAUCAGCAUAGCCAGUAAAAUAAAUGCACUAAAAUCAAAAAAGAGUCAAAUAAACCCAGACAUUAAGGGAAUGUUCAAAGAAAGAAUGCAUAAAAAACCCAUUACCGUGGCAGACAUUGAUGAGGCUUGCAGACAGCUAAAGCUAAAAAAUGUCAUAUACUAACCAUAAAUAGUCUAUUGAAAAUAUUUCUAUAGCCAAGGGCACACACUGCCCACCAUCUAUGAUAUUAUCUGCGCUCUGUAGAGAUAUCCAUAUAAAUAAACAC
Nematocida parisii ERTm1 is the source of this 880-nucleotide messenger RNA. RefSeq lists its product as uncharacterized. Gene Ontology annotation, molecular function: protein heterodimerization activity. Lineage: Eukaryota; Fungi; Microsporidia. Gene Ontology annotation, biological process: transcription by RNA polymerase II. The record is from RefSeq and is a predicted model, not a curated record. The transcript has a single exon. Bases 1 to 777 code for a protein of 258 amino acids.